Molecule: messenger RNA, 1014 nt
Organism: Episyrphus balteatus (marmalade hoverfly)
Lineage: Eukaryota; Metazoa; Arthropoda; Insecta; Diptera; Syrphidae
Exons: 1
Coding region: 1-1014 (337 amino acids)
Source: RefSeq, a predicted model, not a curated record
AUGACUGAAAAACGGACCGUCUCUUACGAAUCCACCCUCAGUCAAAGCAAACCCCUUCAGAACACGUUGGUUACUCCACUCCCUGACGGAAGUAAGGCUGUCUCUUACAGUCAUGCUUCCGCCGAGGAACACAGUAACAGAAUUGCUACUCCAAACUCAGGAAUAGUUAACUCUGUGGGUCCGGAAGGGGAUGUUUUGACCAGUAAAACGUCUGUCUCUUACAGUCUCACCUCUAGUCAAGGCAGACCUCUUCCUGACCCUAAAAGUACUCAAAUCCCCAGCGGCAGUGUAGCUGUCUCUCAUAGUUCCACCUCCGCUGGAGAGGAAAGCAAAAGAGCGUCCCGUAAUGACAUAAGGAACGCAAAGGGGAUCUAUAGAGCAUUAAGGUUGAUACCUAUAGCCGAACGGUCCCCAGAGCAAUCCAGCAAGUUAGAAUGGGCAAAAGCUAUUCUCAGCAAAAGAUUGACCAGCAGCGACUUAACGUCAAAGCGACAAAGGUCUGUUGAGGAUUCCGUCUCGGAAUCUAAAAGACAAAAAGUGCAUAAUUCGAGCACUCACACUAGGAAAGACCUGUCCUUUAGUGACGUUCUUAAGGACAAGUCUAUCCUCGCAGUUAUCGAUAGAAGUAAUGUCGAUGGCAUGAUCUCUUUUGACCGUUGGACGAUGGUCUCAAACAAACUGCAGAUCUCCUACUGGACUCUCAUGAUGGAGAACCCGGGUGAGCCUGCAGUUGUUGAGGACGCGGGAUGGCACCAAGGCCGCGUCAAGCUCGUCGCAUUCGGUGACAAGAGAUCAUGCGAUCUAUAUAAGCUUGCUAUCAGCAGACUAGAGGGGCUAUGGCCUGAUGCCAAGCUAGAGGUUGUGGCAAAGGAAGACAUUCCUUGCAGACCUAGAGCUCGCAUCAGUAUCCCAGCUGAGCUAGCCUGCAAAGAUACUGUGCUCAAAAUGAUCCAGUUUGGAAAUCCAUCCCUACCCACUCACGACUGGAAAGUCGCAAAGCUGGAGGAUUUUUGA